AUGCUUCCUCCUCAAAGGUCAGGAUCUUCGGGUCGGGCACCAAGUAUAGACCCAGACGACGCUAUCCGGGCAACAGACGACGAUGCCGCUGCUUCACGUUUAUCCGCCGUGAACCUGGGCUACCUUCCCGACCCGUUCCUACCUUACCUAUACCGCCCACCCAUGAGCUCCUCCCACGGCGGCAACGCUGGUGCUGGAGGACCCAGUCGGAAACCUCCACUGAUCAAUGUGGGGACGCAUCAUCGGACGAUGGCGGUAGAUAUGCUGGUUCAGCAGUUUUUCCACCGGGGAGGGGGACAGGUUUUGAGUUUGGGGGCGGGGAGCGAUACGAGGUUUUGGAGAUUGUCACAAUCUCCUAAGCCGAACAUGUCCCGCUAUGUCGAAGUGGACUUCCCGCAUCAGACUUCCCAAAAGGCACAACGCAUAGCACGAACCGCCAAGCUUCACUCCAUCUUCCCCUCUCCAUCUCCAACUCCUUCCGCCUCCCCUUCCUCCUUAACCAGCAAGCCAUACACUGUCUCCAACGGCGGCACCUCUCUACAUGCGCGAAGCUACUCUCUCGUCCCGUUGGACCUACGCGAUCCUACCGCCCUUUCUGGGCUGGACGGCCUCCUUGACCCAGACCUGCCGACGCUACUCCUUGCGGAAUGCGUGUUCUGCUAUAUGAAGCCGGAGGACACGGAUGCUGUGUUGAAAUGGUUUGGAAGAUUCAAGGAGGCAGGGGUGUUGGUAUAUGAGAUGAUUGGGCUGGAGGAUCAAUUUGGGCAGGUCAUGAAGCGGAAUCUGGCCACGCGUAAUCUCAGCCUACCGGGCGCAGUAUACCGUACCUCUGCAGACCAGGCGAAUCGCUUUCUCAACCCCUUACUCGGCUCCGGGGCGUUCUAUACGUCCGAUGCCAAGACAUUAUGGGGUAUACAUACGGACGUUAUCCCGAAAGAGGAGCUACAGCGAAGGAUAGCUGCGCUGGAGCAUCUGGAUGAGAUUGAGGAGUUGAGGCUGGUUCUGUCGCAUUACUGCGUGGCGUGGGCGACCAGGGGCCAGAUUUUAGAGGGGAUAGGAUUUUAG
Dioszegia hungarica is the source of this 1065-nucleotide messenger RNA. Its product is annotated as putative C-terminal protein carboxyl methyltransferase. The transcript is spliced from 6 exons. Lineage: Eukaryota; Fungi; Basidiomycota; Tremellomycetes; Tremellales; Bulleribasidiaceae. The record is from RefSeq and is a predicted model, not a curated record. Gene Ontology annotation, biological process: C-terminal protein methylation. The coding region runs from base 1 to 1065 and encodes 354 amino acids. Gene Ontology annotation, molecular function: protein C-terminal leucine carboxyl O-methyltransferase activity.